UUGCAGAAAUACAGCUCCAGAAUCUGACAGUGUUUACAGGAAUACAGCUCCAGACUCUGACAGUGUUUGCAGAAAUACAGCUCCAGAAUCUGACAGUGUUUACAGGAAUACAGCUCCAGAAUCUGACAGUGUUUACAGGAAUACAACUCCAGACUCUGACAGCGUUUACAGGAAUACAGCUCCAGAAUCUGACAGUGUUUGCAGAAAUACAGCUCCAGAAUCUGACAGUGUUUACAGGAAUACAGCUCCAGACUCUGACAGCGUUUACAGGAAUACAACUCUGGAAUCCAACAGAGUUUAUAGGAAUACAGCUCCAGAAUACACAAAAUCAUCAUGUGUGAUACUGUUCACUGAGCUGCCCUGUCUGAGCCUAUUAAGUUAUGUCGGACUCUACCCUUCUUCCGGAGGAAGUUCUACUGCAGAUCUUGUCCUUGGUGCCAGCUGCAGACUUGAUCUGUCACUGCACAUUGGUCUGUACCCUGUGGAGGGACAUUAUCAACUCACCAACACUGUGGAAAAUAAAAUGUCAGAAUGUGGGGUACAUCUCUAAGGAGUGCGUGAGAACCCCUAAAGACUGGAAGCAGUUUUACUAUUUAUCCAGCAAGAAACGGAAUUUACUGAGGAAUCCCUGUGCAAUGGAAGGGUUUAAAUUCUGGAACAUUGAGCAAAAUGGAGGAGAUCUGUGGGCAACAGAAGAUUUACCAGGGACCCAUGGACAAGACUUCCCAAAUGACGAAGUUACCAAAUAUUUUGUUACUUCUUAUGAGCCCUGCAAGAAAUCUCAGCUCAUCAACCUCAAGAAAAUAGGAUAUGAUGAGAAACUUAUGGACCUUGUACAACCAGAUAUCGUGAUCAGAGACUGGUAUGCAGCUAGGCAUGACUGCGGCUGUCAGUAUGAAGUUCUCAUUAAGCUACUGUCAGAAAAAAAGAAACCUGUGAAGGUGUUUAACCCCGACCCAGUGAUGAUCGAGCAGUGGAGUGACGCCCAGUGGCACCAGAUGACACACACCUUCAGUAACUAUGGACCAGGGGUGCGGUACGUUUAUUUCCAGCAUGGUGGACAAGACACACAGUUCUGGGCCGGUUGGUAUGGAGUCAGAGUGACCAACAGCAGCAUCACCAUCGAGCCUGAAAAUCUCAGGGCCUGAAUCCUGCUUUAUACGUGAUGUAUACAAAUGGACUUCUAUAUAAUGACACCGAGACCAUGAUUGCAACAGCGUCCAUGACAAAUUAACUGGGUGCACUGUGUUAACCCCUGUUUGUCUGUGCAGGAUGACAGUGCCUAGAAACACUUAUGCUGUAUCAUGAAUCUCAUUAAGAAGGGUAUUAAUGUCUAUGGCAGAGGUGGGCAAACUUUUUGACUCGUGUGCCACAAUGGGUUCAUAUAUUGGACCUGGGGGCCGGACCAAGAGUGGAUGGAUAAGGCGUUUGUCUGAAUUAAUAUAAAUUAAAUUUCGUAACAUUAAAGGUUUAGUUUAAUUCAAGGUAGAAAAGCAUAAAAAGAGUUAUUGUACAAAACUAUUAUGCAAUGUAUUUCUUUCAUAACAUAAUCUGUAUAACUCACCUUCGAUUUUAGUGGGAACAGUGUUGCUGGUCUCCCUUUUUUGCUAAGGCAUCAAAGUCUGGAGUUAGACUUGUUGUUGCAAUUUGCAGAAUAGAUACUGUGCCAGUAUACAGGGCCCCCAUAAUGUGCCAGUAUACAGGGCCCUCAUAGUUCUUCCUCUUCUCCAUAGUGCCCCCCAUAUUAUGCCAGUAUAUAGGGCCCCCAUAGUGCUUCCCCUCUUCUCCAUAGUGCCCCCAUACUGUACCAAUAUAUAGGGCAACCCAUAGUGCUUCCCCUUUUCUCCAUAGUGCUUCCCCUUCUUCUCCAUAGUGCCCCCCAUAUUUUGGCAGUUUAUAGGGUCCCCAUAGUGCUUCCCCUCUUCUCCAUAGUGCCCCCCCCUCUUC
Messenger RNA from Bufo gargarizans (Asiatic toad), 1947 nucleotides. RefSeq names its product F-box only protein 44-like. The transcript has 6 exons. NCBI's taxonomy places the organism in Eukaryota, Metazoa, Chordata, Amphibia, Anura, Bufonidae. The record is from RefSeq and is a predicted model, not a curated record. Gene Ontology annotation, molecular function: protein binding; ubiquitin protein ligase activity. Gene Ontology annotation, cellular component: SCF ubiquitin ligase complex; cytoplasm. Gene Ontology annotation, biological process: glycoprotein catabolic process; SCF-dependent proteasomal ubiquitin-dependent protein catabolic process. The coding region runs from base 381 to 1148 and encodes 255 amino acids.